AUGCGUAGCAGCGACGUCUUCACCGCUACUUCGACGCCCCCCGGCACCCCCGCGACGCAGCAGACAUCACGGCAGAGUGGCCAUGCAUCCGGGUCACAUGGACCAACCGCCGCAGAUAUCCUCGCUGAUGACGAUCGAUUGUCAGCGUCAAGCGCGGAGGAUGCUGCUGAUCACGAGGAGGUGGAGUACUUCCCAGCCGAGGACUCUUCAGACGAGGCCACACCCGCAGCUACCACUGCCACCUCGAUCCUAAAGCGUAGCUCGACCCAGAGCUCCAAUCGAUUCAUCCGGUAUAUCUCCAAGAAGUUCGGGAGAUCUUUCAACAAGAGGGCAGGCUUCCGAGGCAGGGCCUUCUUGCCGAACGACGAGAUUGAGAGGCAGAGAAAUUUACUCCAACAUGAGCUCAUCCUAGACGUGCUGGAUGGGCGGUUGCACCUGAGCCCUGUGCGGCCCAAGAAAGCGUUGGAUAUCGGCUGUGGGCCUGGCGUCUGCAACUUGGCAAGUCGCUACCUUCCGUAUCUUGGCUUUGGGCUUGCUGCUAACUCGCCGUCAUUAGCGCAAAGAUAUCCUGAUGCCCAGGUGCUAGGCAUAGAUGUUGACCCCGUGCGAGCUCCCUAUCAUCUGCCAAACUGUCGGUUUGAAGUCUCUGAUGCCUCCCAGCCGUGGAAUUACGGCGGAACCUUUGACUUCAUCCAUAUGCGCAUGGUAGGUGAACUGCCAAUCGGCAAACAAAAGCUGUUCGACACCAUAUAUGAUCAUUUGAAACCGGGGGGCUGGGUCGAGAUUACAGAAUGGCUUAUCAAGUUCCAAUCCCCGAAUCAUUCCCUUGACAAGUUCAAUGUCUGGAACCAUGCUUUCAAGAAAGGCCUGCGGACCUUCGGGACGACACCGAUGUAUCAGCUAGCCUGGAAGCCCAUCAUGGAAGCCAAGGGUUGCAACAACGUCACAGAGAGGAAGUAUCCCGUGCCCAUAAAUCCGUGGCCACCAGGGAAGCGGCUGCAGAAGCAGGGCUCCAUGAUGGCUGAGAAUGUGCAAACCUUCCUUGAGGGGGCGACGCUACCAGUGUUCACUGGUGCGCUUGGCUGGCCAGAGAACCAAGUCCGGGAGCUUCUCGCUGGACUGAAGAGAGAAGUUGCCGAUGAGAAAAAUGACGGUCUACUGCCAGAAACCUCGGGAGGGUUCGUCCAUCUCGUCGUCAGCUCGCACCGUCUCGUCUAUGGUGAAGGGGGAAAGGCCAUCAACUUCUACACUGUCUGUCUCGACCCAGAAUACGGGCAAGGCUAA
Messenger RNA from Neoarthrinium moseri, 1284 nucleotides. RefSeq lists its product as uncharacterized. The coding region runs from base 1 to 1284 and encodes 427 amino acids. Gene Ontology annotation, molecular function: methyltransferase activity. The transcript is spliced from 7 exons. Lineage: Eukaryota; Fungi; Ascomycota; Sordariomycetes; Amphisphaeriales; Apiosporaceae. The record is from RefSeq and is a predicted model, not a curated record.